AUGAUGGAUGUUCAAGAAAGAACAAAUGUCAACUUUGACGACGCACAAUCAUCAUCAAUACCAACAUCAAUGGAUAAAGAAUAUUAUCGACAAGUACCGUAUAGAUUUUUUAACAAUGAAUCAAAUACAGAUGCAUGUAAAUUGGAAAAAUUAACUAAUUUAUUUCCUGAUAUGAAAGAAAUUAUUGAAUUAGAAUUAUUUAAAACGAAUAAUUUAACACGUACAAUCGACCGUCUUUCACGUAUAUAUACAGUUUUAACAGCCCUUGAUAUUCGUGAUGAUACGCUACAUUUAUUUCUUGGUCCAUAUCAUCUUUCACUUGGUCCAGCAUUAUUUGCAGCGCUUCAUUUUAAAAAUGCUUCAGCAGCAUUACUUACAUCAUCAAAUCUAAUAACAACAGGUAAUAGUGAAAAUCAACGACGUAAACGUCGACGCGAAAUUAUACUUCGUCGAUUUCGACGUUCUGUACGAAAAUUAACUCUUGUUAAAUCAAUUAUUGAUCAACUUCGAACAGCUUCGAUACUUACACCAUACAAUCAAUAUGAAUUACAUACACAAGGAAUUUAUGAUCUUGUAUUAGCUGGACAUACACAAUGUUCUAAUUCAACACUUAUUAAUGAUGAUUUUCUAGAACAAUUACGAAACUUUAAUGCCGUAACAAGUGCUGGAGAACGAAGUCCUUUACUUGCAUCAAAUUUUAUUAAAAUACAUAAUAUACUUAGUCUGUUGUCGUCACCUCAACAACAACAACAGCACCAACAUCAACAAGUACAAGCAGUAGAUAAUAGUAUGACAAUAGCAAGUAGCAAUUUGAUACGAGUUCCAUCAAAUGAAUCAAUUACAAAUGCAACAACUAAUAAUGAUCCUGUUGGUUUAAUAAAUUCUACAACAGUAUGUUGUCCAGUUCAUGAUCCAGCACAACCUUAUGUGAUGUUCCCUGUUCGUUCACCAAUGAGUCCUCAACCUGGCCAAAUUUUAUCAUCAGGAAAUCGUUCAAGACGCCUUAGUAAGGCUAAUUCACUAAAGAGAUCAUCUACUAUUUCAAGACAAAAUACGGUCAAUAGUUUGCCUGACUCGACUACUGGUGAUGAUUCUCAUUCAGAACAACCAACAGCCAGAUCAGUAUUGACAUCAGCACAAUCAAACCCCUUAGAAACUGAAUUAGAUAUAUCAACAAAUGUAAUAGCAGAACAUCUGUUUGCUUCAUCUCCUCUUUUCUCAUCAUCGCCGACCAUUAGUGAAGAUGAUGCUCUUGUCAAUCGUAUUUCAUCUAUUUUAACAAGCCACUUGUUAUCUCGCCAAUUCACAUCUACAACACUGAUAACAUCUAAUAUUGCUCAUGAAAACGAGACCAAUUCAAAUUUAAGCGAUAGCGCUAUUUCUCUUUCAACUGGUGGCACAACAGGAGGAAUAAGUAGUGCUGUUACAUAUAAUCAAUUGUCACCAUCAAUUGUCGCCAACGACAUUGAUAAACUUUUACAACGUAUUAAAACAGCUGUUGAUAACAGAUUGUCAAUUGAAACUAAUAGCAAUAAUCGAAUGCGUCAACCAAAAAACAAUCAUCGAAAUUUGUCAUCAAGUCCUAUAAGAACAGCAACAAACAAUCGUCGUCAACAAUUACUUGCAUUACAUGCUGUAUCAUGUCAAGAAAGACAUAUAGAUGAUUAUGAUGUAGAACAUUCUACACCAUCUAAUAACAAAUACAACUUGGAUUUUUCAUCAAAAUCACAAUCCUUCGAUGCGACCACCUUAAUAUAA
Molecule: messenger RNA, 1758 nt
Organism: Rotaria sp. Silwood1
Lineage: Eukaryota; Metazoa; Rotifera; Eurotatoria; Philodinida; Philodinidae
Source: the annotation of a GenBank genome assembly